UUCUGUUUCUUUUAAUUCUCCUCUUUAUUUUUCUCUGAUUUUGCAAGCUGAGAUAGAGACAACAACAUUUUCUUAGUUUAGUAAUAGCUCAGGAGGUACAUAGUUUCUUCUGGAACUAAAAUAUGACUACAUUUUAUUCAGAUUUAUUUUAGUUAUUGCUUUACAUUUAAAGGUUUAUGGGGUUUUAUGUUUGGUUUGGGGAGAGGUUUGUGUCUCAGGAGUGUUGAUUUUCAACUGAAAGAGCAAAUCUGUUGACUUUUUGGUCACAUGCAUUGUAUUUGCUUGCAGGAGCAUUCAUUUGACUUCCUGCUAGUCAACUAUUUCAAAAACAUUUUGAAAGAUUCUUAUUGUUAUCAAAUAAUUUGUUUCAAACAGACUAUAUCCUAAUGAUUCCUUGUACUUUGUGCUCAAAAAUUCACUGGGUUUCAGAUUAGUUACUAACUUCUUGCUUGUACAGAUUAUUUGGAAAACAACUAGGAACUAAACUUCUUUUUGUACUAUAUUAAUUAUUCAAAUUUCCAUUUGAAUCCUUGAAUUUAGCUCAACAUAUUUAGAGGACAACAAAUGACAGCUUUCAUUCUGUUGCUGGUGUGGGGCAGCUACAAUUGCCAGAAGAAACCAAAGUGAAAUUACAUUAAUGCAAGUUAGAUUAUUACAUUACUUGACCACUAUAAUGCAUUACUCCAGAUAAAGGUGUAUUCAGCUACCUUAGAUGCAAUUCUUUGUAUUUCUUACACAUACUGCCUCGAAUGGAAGGCAAUAAACCGUGAGUGAACUUUAUCUCCUAUGGGCUUUGGGCUGCAAUUGUGAACACCCAGCUCUUCCUGGAGUUAGAUGCCUCAUGCAAGACUCUGAGGAAACUGACAAACACUUAACUUGCAGUCAGCUGUAAAAUCAAAUGACUUCUAAGUCACCACAUGGUACCACCACAGGAAUGAACAUUGCAUGUGUCUAGCUGGCAUCAGAGGUGCACCAGUAACUUGAGCUGGCCUCUGAGCCAUGGCUCAGUCUUGCCCACAGCACUUUUUAUUCUUCCUUCUGUGCCCUUCAGCCUGCUCAGAGAUCCCUGCUGGACUGGUACCAAUACCCACCUUAGCCAGAGUGAAAUAAGCUCAUGCACAUGAACUCAUGCACAAAAGAUGCAGCUGCAGCACACACAUCCGGUCUGGAACAGAGACAGGAAUAGCAUCCAUUUCCUCAAGGUUUCCUACACUCUUCCGUGGUGAAUAGUCCCAACAUCUCGUUCUGCAAAAAUCUGGCACAUCCUGAAAGUCCAUCCUGUAUCCUAAACAAAGACAUGGCCUUGCAAAAUAAAGCAAAGCCAGAACAAAAUAAUACUAAUACUACAUAAUUUAAGAAUGUCCUGAAACAAAUGAGGACUAACAUAAAGUCACAGAAUCAGUCUUCUAAUAUAUCCUAAUUCUGACUCCUUUGUUGUGCAACCUUAAUGAUUUUUUUUUUUUUAAUUGGUCGUGUGCCUACGAUACCUAGGCAAAUUGAAGGGUAAGGACUGAAGAGCUGACAGCAAAUGGGAAAAAGAUACAGCAGAGUUAAAUAGAGUAACAUUAGAAGGUACAUAAUUUAUCUAUAUACUUGGAAGAAGCUUGGUUUUGUAAAGGGCAGGAUGUGAAGGGUGAAGACCUGAGGAACCUCUUGGGAGAAGGGGAAAAGUACUAAGGUAUUUUCAGCUCAAGGGAAGACAAAUUACAGAGGACUGAACUUUGGUUCCCAGCCCAGAACACACUGAAAGUCAUCUCAGCAGGCUAAAGACUGGAAUAGUCCCUGAAGAACUGACAAAAUUUCCCAGCUUUCAAUCUGUUAUUUUUAUUAUGUGUACACAUAGGCUGCAGAAAACUGCUGCUGAGAACAGAAUCCAUCUCUGGUCAUUCCUAGUGACAACCAUCAAAAAAUAGGAGCUGCUUUUCCAAUCAAGGAAGCAUCUUGGUCUAAUACAAUGCUAAAAACUCUGUGAGGUCACUGAAAUAUCAUAUAGAAAAUUUUCAGAUUGGAAGCGGUCAGGGCCAUAGAGAUAGAAACAGGAGAAGGCAAUUAAAUUAUUAACAACCCCUCAGAUUUCUUCUAGCACGAUUCACUCCUCUGGGCAAAAUACAGCAUUGAUGCAGCACAGGAUUCCAAACAAACUCAUUUUUUCAUCCUCUUUAUCAGGAACAGAUUUUUUUAAUAACUUUCUUUUGAAAUGGCAUGGUCCAGUGGCAAACGGUUGGGCGCUGAGGUACGGAGAGGUUUUCCAAGAGCCCAGUGACUCCUGCCUGCCUUGGGUGCUGCUUCCUUUUGCUCCUGGCAGCAGCUCCUCAGGGGGUAGCUCUUCCUCGGAUGGCUUUCCCUGGGGUUUCACGGCAGGGGGCAAAGAUGGUUAUUCCUGGAGGCUGGGAGUGGUUCGCUGCCCCCCGCUUUGCGGGUCUCCCCCCGUCUCGGGCUGCCGGGGCCGGGGAGAGGCUCCUGCCGCCGGCCUGAGGAGGGGGAGGAGGAGGAGGAAGAACAGCGUCUGCGGCUUCGCAGGGAAGUCGGUCAGAAAAGACAGACUCGUUACUGAGAGGAAGACGCAGCACCGCUUUAUCUCUCUUCACGUGUCUUCUCCCCCUGGUGAGCUUUGGUAUAAAUGGAGGAGGAAUUUCAGCAAGCUUGAGCUGAACAACACUGCGGUCUAAAUAGACAACGUGCUUCCUUUCCUACGUUUUCUCUUGCAGAUGGGGCUGAGCUGAACAAGCUCUCCUCUUGAAUCCUGUCAUAAGCACCACCAUGUGGGAACCGGGCUGGACUUGCCAGAGGCUGCAGCAGCAGUCUGGGCGGCCCUGAGCAGAAGCGACGAGUUCUGCCCUCUUCUCUGGGAUGAUUUAAAGAUAAAAUAAGCUGCUCUCUUAACAACCGGUUUAUCAGUCAUGAAACGAAUUCUUCUGGUUUUUAUCCUGGCUGCUGCUGUUAUGUAUGGUAUCCUGCAUGGAAAUCUGUGGAGAAAUAACUUCUACUGGAUUAGCUUUUAUGGACAGACUUCCUCUGUGAGGGCUUCUCCUUCCUAUGUGACUAGUGGAGUUACAAUCAGUUACAAUGAGUUGCCACCUACGGCUGUAGAGAGGAGGAAUGCAUUGGACACUUGUCUCCUGAAACCAGCAUUUGAAUCUUUACUGGGUGUUGACAAAAUAUACCCGUUCCUGUGCGCUAAUGAUUUUAUCAGAGUGGCAGGAUUCCAAGGGAGCAAUAAGUUUGAAUUACCUUAUGGAAUAAAGAGAGCAGAGCAAUUUUUUCGUUUAGCCCUUUCAAGACUGCAGAACUGUGGCCUUCCCAGUGAGGAAGACAGCAUUGCCUGUCGACGGUGUGUUGUGGUUGGUAAUGGAGGAGUACUUCGAAAUAAGACAUUAGGGGAGAAAAUUGACUCAUAUGAUGUCAUAAUAAGAAUGAAUAAUGGCCCUGUGAUAGGGUACGAAGAGGAUGUUGGGAGGAGGACGACUUUCCGCCUUUCUUACCCGGAAUCCAUCUUCUCAGAUCCCAUCCACUACGACCCUAACACCACUGUUGUUCUCAUUGUCUUCAAACCACGGGACUUGAAGUGGCUUUGGGAGAUACUUGGUGGUCAGAAGAUAAGUGCGAAGGGCUUUUGGAAGAAACCGGCUCUGAAUAUGAUCUACAAAUCGAGUCAAAUCAGGAUUCUUGAUCCCAGCAUCACCAGGAAAACUGCUUAUGAGUGGCUUCAUUUCCCAACAAGGUUUCCUAAGAAGGAGAAACCCAAGCAUCCAACAACGGGGCUAAUUGCCAUUACACUGGCAUUUCACAUAUGCCACGAAGUCCACCUGGCAGGCUUCAAGUAUGACUUCACUGACAGAAAUAGUUCUUUGCACUACUAUGGCAAUGAAACCAUGUCUCAGAUGAUGCAGAAUGAAUACCACAACAUCACUGCUGAGCAGAAAUUUUUGAAGAAGCUUAUAGACAAGAACUUUGUGGUCAAUUUGACGUGAAAGCUGAAUGGGAAACACAAAGAACAAUCACUAUUUUCAAGAUUUGAAAAAUUUUUAUUUUUUGUAUGACAUUUUUAUUUUUUAAGUGCAGCAUAACUGUUUACUGUUUAAAGGAGCCCAGAAACCUCAUCAAGGCAAAAGCUUCUAUGCCUGAGGAUAAUGGACUAUUGCAAACAGAGUUAAAUGAAUUUCUGUGAAGCUAUUUAAUAGUGGGAAAACCAUGAAACUUUCAAUUGAAAGUAUCAGGGAUAUAUAAAAACGUGAUGCACAUCACUUACUUACCAGUGAGAACUCUUCUCAGAUGGUUAAUUCUCUGGAAUACUUUUGAUUCUGAUGUUGUUCUCCAAAAGAGUUCCACUGUCAAGAGACUGAGAUGACCGGUGUUCAAUCAGUAGGUGGAUGUAAAGUCAUGAAUAUCUGUCUCGUAUGAAAAUGGCUUUAAAACUAUGCAUCAAAAUCAUUACUGUGAUUGGAGAAGGGGGAACAUAACAGACUGUGCAGGUCUUGUUCUGCCAUACUCCUGAGGAGAGGAUGUCCACCUUCAGCCAAGCAGCCCACAGCUUCUGCACUGACCAUCACCUCUGAGCUUCUGUCUGCCUCUGCCGAAGUUGAAGAGCCUUGGUCCAAUUUGUGGAGAUGUUGGUGUUGACAGUGCUUGUGUUGUACCCAUUUCAUGGAAAAAUCAUACUCCCUGUGCUGUGCAUCCAGUAAAUUCUACACUUGCUGACUUGACUUAAAAAGAGGGAAUAUGAAGACUGAAGAGCUGUCCGAACUUCCUGUGUGUCAGCUCCCAGACCACACCAGAAACACAAGCUUGGACAGAGAUGUUCAUGCCCGAGUUUAGAGUCAAUGUUUGUUGGAGUCCUAGUUCUCCAUGACAGCAUCUCAUGUAUUUUUUCGUUUGCUCCUCAAAAACAGGUGGAUUUUUCCAAACAAGGACAACCUCCUUCCUCAGAUGCUGUAAUACAUCAAUACAAACAAGGAAUACUCCCAUUUUUGGCAGCAGAGUGUGGUAGGGAGUAUCCAGGAUGUACCUCAGCUGAUUUAUCAUUUGGCAUCUGUUUACCUCUUUUGUCUCGAUAUUUAAGAUUCAAGUGCGUGGCUGAACUAAAUCAUUUAGUAAUAGGAACUUAAUUGACAUUUUAAUUGAAACAUUUAAUGGGAUGUCUGUUUCCUGUAUUGGUUUGUCUCUGACAAGCCUGUGAGUAAAUUAAAUCUUCCUGGGAAGGUGCCUGAUAACUGUCAAAGAACAGCAGUAUGCUGUUCCAGUUCUCUCACAGGACACCUGUGUAAAGUUUUUAUUUUAAUUAUGGCAGAAUUCCUGGAAGAUCUUGUGGUUAUCUUUAGCAAUCAUACCUUAAGAAGGCAAAAAUAAGUCCACUUAAAAAAAAGUCUUUGAAGUUGGUAGGAAUACCAUUGUUGCUUUUAAAUGAAAUUAUAUAGAGGGUACAUUUAGGAAUAAUGCAAACAAUAGUGAUAAGAACAUAAACCAUGGUAUUUGUUAUUUUCAGAAGCUGAGGAUUUCAAGAGUACUGAACACAAUUUAUUUUACUGCAGCUAUAUAGAGGAAUAAGCAUUGAAGUAACCAAAGAGUCAUCUUUCUUGUGGGGUGCAGGGGUACUUAAAAAAACCCAACAAAACCACAAACACCUUCCCAUAGUUCUCGUUUCCAGCUUUAGCUCCUUGGCUCUGCCCUUUGGGAAUUAGGAAGGGCAGUAUGGUCUGGAGAGGUGCCAAAGCUGAAGGGGAGGAGGCUUGUGUUUCCACUCAGUGAUUCCUGAGCUUUGGUCUAUUUUCCAGCAAGCUGGACAUACCUGAAAUAACUCAAGAUGUCAGAAAAAUCUGUUGCAUGAGGUGGGUAUGGAUGCAGGUGUGUCCCAGCAAGGCACAGGGUGUGCCAUGGUGUCUUGUCUGCUGUGUGUCCCAUGGGUGCAAUUGCACUCCAGCUGUGUGCAGGGUGGCAGGUGGGAGUGUGGAGGAGAGGGGAGAGUGUGGGAGGGUUCUGGGCCACUGGAACAGGUGACUCUGGUGUUGGAAAUGGAGGAAAUCACAAUUUCUUCACCAUCUGGCAGAAGGGCUAUUAACUUUUUGUAAUCUUUAUUUUUUCCCAAGACUUUGAAGAGGUCUUUGCUUGAAAAUCUGAAUACAAACAAGUGGGGUUUCACUUAAGAAAAUAAUGACAGUAUUGUCUUUGUCACUACCAGUAUUUAGUUCUCCUGGUUAUUUUGGUUAAUUAAAAAGGUUUGUAUAUGAUUCUGCAGCCCCAGAUGUACAGUGAUUUAAACUCCUGACAAUAAUAAUUCCACCUGCAAAAGUUGCUGUGGCAAGGCUUUUUGCAGGCAUAGCAGUGUUCUCCAAGCUGUUGCUGUGGAGGAGCCCCUGGUAGAUCUUGGACUGUGUUGAGAGCCAAGGCUGGCAGAAGUGGGGGGCUGCCCCUUCACCCUCAAAAUUCACUAUUGCUUCCAGAGCUGGCACCCCCAGCUCUCCCAAUGGCUGCUGCCAUGGUCCAGCUGCAUCCAUGUAACAUCUUAAAGGAUGCUGUGCAGGAGGAUUCUUUUCCCAGGAGAACUGUUGAAUUUGUUUCAGACACUGUGGGGAGAGUUCUUGUGAUGGUGCACACUGCAUCCCUCUCCUUCUCCACUCCUGUCCCCAGUUCCAGGAAGUGGGUAGGGAGCUCUGCUUUUGAAGAUGUGGUUAUUUUCUCUGCUUUAUUUCUUCUCCAGAGGUACUUUUCUCACUAAUCUAAACUGAUUCCUCCAGUUUUUCUAGUAGGUUUUCUGUUUUUUUGUGGGGGGAUGAGAUUUGGAUUCUAGCUGUAGCAGAACAAACAAAAUAAUUGAAACAAAAAAAGCAGCUUCAUGGCAAAUGAAUGGUGUCUCCCAAACUCUUUGUACUUAAAAAAAAAAUCCCUUUAGUCUUUUUUACUUUUGCCACAUCAACUUUUUGAUCUCCCUAAAGUACUUUUCUAAAAUAAUGUUUGGUGUUCUCGAUGAAUUUAAUAAUGUUCUCUAAAAGCACUUGUCCAUAUCAGCUGUUUCUUUUUAUAUCCUAAUAAACCUUCCCAUUGUAUGACUGACUUAUUUUUCAAAUUAAGCAGUAUUUUCAGGGAUAUUUUUCUCCCACUUCUGUGCUCCUGCCAGGGGCAUUAAGUCCAUAGUUAUUGUCCCAGGAUGACUGGGUAAUACUUUGAAUGAAACCCAUUCCCUCAGGAUCAGGCCAAGAGCUGAUGCUGCUUGUAAACCAUGUGGUUUUUUGUUUGUUUGGUUGUUUUGUUAUUUUGUUUGUUUUUCAAGUUUUGUUUUAUUGUUGUUUUUGUUGGUUUUUUUGUUUGGGUGCUUUUUUGUUUGUUUUUGGUUUUUUUUUUUUUGAAAGCCCAGUUUGCAGGCCAGUAGCAUUUCUCCUCAGUAAUAAGUAAAGCAGUAAGUAAAGUCUCCUCAGUAAAGCUAGGUACUGACUUUUUUUUCCCACAAGAUGUUUUUAGGAUCCUGUGUACACCAGCUCUGCUCCACCACCUGCUUCAUGCACAUCAUUCCUGAUACUCUGCCUCGAGGAUGAGUCUUGCUUUGGCACUAACUUCAUCCAGGCAGGAGCACCCACGUGUAGUGUUUCCCAGCAGUGCUCACAGGUUACACUUCUGUUCUGCCUGAGCACACAUUUUCACAGGUGUUUUGCAGUACCAAAGACUUGACUUGGGGCUUUUAGAAUAAAACAAUAAUGCUAACACCAAAUAUUUAGAUAGUUUCUGAGUGUGGGCUGCUAUUAAGACUUCCUUUUUCCCUUUUUGCCAUUCCUGAAAAUGAAAUCUCUGCACUGAAACUUCCCUUUAAAACCUGUC
This is a messenger RNA of Cyanistes caeruleus (blue tit), 7806 nucleotides long. The record is from RefSeq and is a predicted model, not a curated record. Lineage: Eukaryota; Metazoa; Chordata; Aves; Passeriformes; Paridae.